This is a messenger RNA of Myxocyprinus asiaticus (Chinese sucker), 1212 nucleotides long. RefSeq names its product guanylyl cyclase-activating protein 1-like. Gene Ontology annotation, biological process: visual perception; positive regulation of guanylate cyclase activity. Lineage: Eukaryota; Metazoa; Chordata; Actinopteri; Cypriniformes; Catostomidae. Gene Ontology annotation, molecular function: calcium ion binding; calcium sensitive guanylate cyclase activator activity. The transcript has 4 exons. The record is from RefSeq and is a predicted model, not a curated record. Gene Ontology annotation, cellular component: cone photoreceptor outer segment; photoreceptor inner segment. Bases 1 to 579 code for a protein of 192 amino acids.
AUGGGGAACGCGUCCGGUAUGACGCUGGAGGAGCUGAGCGCGUGCAAGUCGCAUCAGUGGUACCGAAAGUUCAUGACGGAGUGCCCGUCCGGUCUGCUCACCUUCUACGAGUUCAAGAAGUUUUUCGGUUUGAAGAAUCUGUCCGACUCAUCAAACGCGUACGUCGAGACCAUGUUCUCCACAUUCGACAUGAACAACGACGGGUGUAUUGAUUUCAUGGAGUAUGUCGCUGCUCUCAGUCUGGUGUUGAAAGGGGGUGUUCAACAGAAACUGCGCUGGUACUUUAAACUGUACGAUGUGGAUGGCAGCGGAUGUAUCGACCGAGAAGAACUGCUGCUAAUAUUCAAGGCGAUUCGUGCCAUUAAUGGAAUUGAGCAGGAGAUGUCCGCGGAAGAUUUUACCAAUAUGGUGUUUGACAGGAUCGAUCUGAAUGGAGACGGUGAGCUGUCUCUGGAGGAGUUUAUGGGAGGUAUUCAGGGAGAUGACAUGCUGUUGCAGAUGUUGACUCAGAGUUUGGAUCUGUCUCAUGUCGUCAAUAAAAUCUACAGUGAGAUCAACUCUGAACAACAGAUCGACUGAACCCAGGGUGCCAAACACUGUGAUGAUCAGGACGACUAAACUAAGACAAAGCUUGUGUUUUUAACCCUCAACACAUCAGAUAUUCUCAUCUUUUACUGUGUUCAUCUCAGCUGGACUGAAUUUCACAACCCAAAAGCCUGAUUAUUCUCAUACAGUUAGUAUUAAUACAGUAACGGACUAGAGCAAACAUGGUAUUUAAGUGCACUUAAACGUUAUCACUGUGGAAAUCUAUUCAUGACAUUAAAAUAUUUUUGAACAAUGUUUUCAACAGCACCUGUAAAACAAUAACAGCUCUUCAGUUCUGUGAUGUAUAUCUGUGGAAUGACCUGUUAUUUAUAUAAAAAAUUAUAUAUUCCUCGUGAUAUUAAAUGAUAUUAUGUUCAGCAUGGUAGUUUUGUAAUGUUACUGUAAUUUGAGUUGAAGAGUUGAACCCUUGUGCGUCAAUUUAAAAAAUUACUGCAGAUGUCCAUGUCACAAAACUGCCAUAAUAAUAUUAUAUAUUAAUAAUAUUUUCCACUUUAAAUUCGUUUUUUUUUAACCAACAUCAGUCCUGAUCAUAACUAUCAAAUAUUCAUUCAUAGUCAGGAUUUUAACCCUUGAAAUGCCAGUUUGUUUACAUAAUGCCACUGUUGU